AUGAGUCAGCACCCGCCGACGUCGGACCGGAUCAGUGAUAAAAUGCGAUCGAUGACUGCAAUCCUCAUCUCUUCCCCAGUCAGAGGUCUCCUCCUUCUCCCAGUCUCACUCUCUCCCUUUCUUCCCCCCCCCCCCAAGUUUCUACCUGUCUGUCGGUUGCAGGUAUUAAUCCGGGAGAUUAUGGCCUUCCGACGCCCCCUGGUGCUGUCGUCGACAGCGUCGGCACCCCUCCGGUCCGUGGCCUGCAAAACUUCUGGAGUCGCAGCUACGCUUCCCCGAUUCACCACCUCUCGCGCCUCGUCUAGCUCGACCUCCGCCCUCGCCUACAAGGCGUUGCACCGCCGCUCACCCCUUCCGCUGCCUGUGUCGGAUGCCUCCCCACAAUGGGACGCCCCCACGGCCGUCUCGUCGAUUCUCUACGAGACCCCCGUUACUCCGACCAACCCGCCGAAGCGGCACGUUCUGAACUGCCUGGUGCAGAACGAGCCCGGUGUGCUCUCUCGCGUGUCGGGAAUUCUGGCCGCCCGAGGCUUCAACAUUGACAGCUUGGUCGUCUGCAACACCGAGGUCGAGGACCUGUCUCGUAUGACUAUCGUGCUGCAGGGUCAGGACGGUGUCGUCGAGCAGGCCCGUCGCCAACUCGACGAUCUCGUCCCCGUGUGGGCGGUGCUUGACUACACGGACUCCGCGCUUGUGCAGCGCGAGCUGCUCCUGGCUAAGGUCAGCAUCCUCGGCCCGGAGUUCUUCGAGGAGCUGCUCCAGCACCACCGCGAGAUCACCACCCCCGGCGAGGCCCCCGAGGGCCAGAAGGAUGCGGCCAUCGAGCGCAAGCCCGAAUACCACCCUCGCAACCUGCCUCACAGUCAGGCCCUGAGACACAAGCACGAGCAUCUUGAUGCUAUCACUCGCUUGACUCAUCAGUUCGGCGGCAAGGUCUUGGAUAUCAGUACCAACAACUGCAUUGUGGAACUCUCGGCCAAACCCAACCGUAUCGAUUCUUUCAUGAAGCUCAUCGGCCCCUUCGGUGUCCUGGAGUCCACCCGAACCGGUCUGAUGGCUCUGCCUCGUUCUCCUCUCUCGGAGCCCAAUGAGGACAUCGAGAAGGAGGCUGCUGACGUCGUCGAUGCCAGCACCCUCCCUCCCGGUUAA
Molecule: messenger RNA, 1149 nt
Organism: Aspergillus affinis
Lineage: Eukaryota; Fungi; Ascomycota; Eurotiomycetes; Eurotiales; Aspergillaceae
Product: acetolactate synthase regulatory subunit
Exons: 2
Coding region: 1-1149 (382 amino acids)
Biological process (GO): branched-chain amino acid biosynthetic process
Cellular component (GO): mitochondrial nucleoid; acetolactate synthase complex
Molecular function (GO): acetolactate synthase regulator activity
Source: RefSeq, a predicted model, not a curated record